Messenger RNA from Rhodamnia argentea, 575 nucleotides. Its product is annotated as copper transport protein ATX1-like. Gene Ontology annotation, molecular function: metal ion binding. The transcript is spliced from 3 exons. NCBI's taxonomy places the organism in Eukaryota, Viridiplantae, Streptophyta, Magnoliopsida, Myrtales, Myrtaceae. The record is from RefSeq and is a predicted model, not a curated record. The coding region runs from base 156 to 416 and encodes 86 amino acids.
UUUUAUAAACCCCAGUAUACAAACGAACUGUCUUCAAUUCCAGCACACCCGAUCAAGAAUUCAAGAUCACCUCGCGUUGAAUAUCUGGUGGCAAUCGCCCUUCAUCUUCUUCUGUCGGUUCCUCCCCUGGGAUUUUAGGAAAAACCUAAUCGACCAUGUCUCAGACUGUUGUCCUCAAGGUUGGUAUGUCUUGUGAAGGCUGCGUUGGUGCAGUGAAGAGGGUUCUCGGAAAAAUGGAAGGUGUGGAGUCCUUCGACAUUGAUCUGAAGGAGCAGAAGGUGACGGUGAAAGGCAAUGUCCAGCCGGAUGCAGUUUUAAAGACAGUCUCAAAGACUGGGAAGAAGACGACAUUUUGGGACGCUGAAACAUCAGCAGAGCCCGAAGCAAAGCCUGCUGAAGCCACUGCUGCUGUAUAAUCAGUGAAGGCGAGAUAAAGAAGACAGGCCUGUUUGGCACUUCUUUGAUGAUGGAUUCUAUAUCAAAUGUGGACUAUGUGUUGUGCUUUCGACUUGUAUGAUAGCUACAAUAAUUUGUAUGGACAACCUUGUCGUGGAUAUAGAAGAUGGAUUCCACUG